AUGGAUAUUGCGUUGAAAAUCGCAGAAGUUGCCUGGCAAAUUAAAUUACUCGUCGACAAAGUUCGAGCAAACAAUAAACGAUGUCAACGUUUGAAUGAUCGAAUUUCGGUUCUCGUUCCAUUGAUUCAACAGCUGCAUGGAAAGAAAACAUUGACAACUAAAUUUACGGCAGCAUUAGAGCGAUUACUCGACUGCGUUGAACGUUGUUAUGCAUUUAUAAAUAAAUUUACUGAAAGUAAUUGGUUUGUACGAGUCUACGAUCAAGCAUGUCACCGGAAUACAUUUGAUGAGCUCAAUGAAACUCUUUAUUCUUGUGCCGGAGAUUUAAAUUUAGCUUUAUCCGUGCAAAAUCAUUUCAAAGGCACACAGGACGAUCGUGAUCGACGUGAUGAUCGAGAUUUUUUGUCGAAAAACUUCGACGAAAUCAUUCGUUUACAAAGUAAAUAUUCACAGCAACAUCAAAAGCAAUUAGUUAAUAUUGAACGCAUGUGUCAAUCAUUGAUCGAUAAUAACAAACAGAAUCUCGAGGCAAUGAUGGAUGAUUAUAAACGGCAAGCAAUGUAUGAAGAGGAAAAACUUUUCGUUCAUGUGCAAUACAGUCAAGUUAUACUCGAACAAUUGAUCGCAACUGCCAGUUCGGGUAAUGUUUACAAGGGACGAUGGAGCAAUUCAAAAGUAGUCGUGAAAGAACUGAAGAUAUCGGCUAUGAAAGGGCAAGAACGACAAGAAUUCGUCAAAGCAGUAACUAUGCUCACACGUAUUCGACAUGAAAAUAUUGUGCAACAUCUUGGUGCGUGCAUUGAAGAACCCGAUCGUUAUCUUGUGAUUAGUGAACUGUUGCCGUUGGGAUCCUUGAACGGUAUUUUACGUAAUAAAGUAUUAGAAUUCACUUGGCCAGAUCGCUGGUCAAUCGCCAAACAGAUCACUAGUGCUAUUCUCUAUCUUCAUACGUAUUGUUCACCGCCGCUCAUUCAUAAAGAUAUUAAAUCGUCGAAUAUUCUUCUGGAUUAUUAUGGAGGUGAUCGUCGAAAAUAUCGGGCAAAAGUAAAUGAUUUUGGAUUAGAUCAAAUUCAUGGUAGCGUUGGUACUCUAGCUUGGUCUGCACCAGAAACUCUUCGAACGAUGAAUCGACGUGUAUUUAACGCAGCAAGUGAUGUUUAUAGUCUCGGUGUAGUCAUGUGGGAAUUGGCUACAGGCGAAGUGCCUUAUGCUAACCAGUCAUCUGAAGAUAUUAUUCGAUGUAUUUGCAGUGGUCAACAACUAUCGAUUUCUUAUGAACACAUUUCGCGAAUAUAUGCGAAUAUUCUAUAUCAAACAUGGAAUGAAGACACCGAUGAACGUCUAUCAUGCGAGCAAGUGUACGUUCGUCUAGUCAUCGGUGCUAAACGAGUUGAUUCCCAAGAAGAUUUGUGGCCUGAUACUAUAAAAGCAUCCAGCAUUCGUCUCGAUCCGCCCAAUGUUUUAGAUCAUCUUUUGACAUUGAAAUAUCAAUCAGCUCAACCAAUCGAACAGCGCAAUAUCGAAGCAGUCAACAAAGCUGCCCAUGAAUUAUUACAGUUGAAGAAUAGAAAUCCGAAACCGAUUCCGGCAAUGUCUGUUGAACAUUUGAUAAACAUAGGUGAAUCAUUCUUGGAAACGAAGACUGGCGAUAACUCUUAUAUCAGUGCAGCUUGCCAAUUAAUUGGUCUUUUUACUCAAAACUCUUCCAUGAACUCAAUUAUUGUUGAACAAGGUGGAGUUUCGUUUCUGCUUCAAGUAAUUCAAACAUUUGCUGAUAAAGACCGAACGAUCGUAAAACAAGCAGGUGAGGCUCUCGGUAGAUUAAAUACUGACGUUCCAGACGAUUCGCUCACGAACAAUCAAACUCCUGGUCGACCUGAAACUGAUAAAAAACUUAAAAAAAAAUCAUCUUCAGCUGUGACAAGCAAUUAUGACAACGAUCCAACGCUUGCCUUACGACAAGUAACGAAUCGAGUUCAAUCAGAAGGUUAUGCGGAUCAAAAAGUGCGGACGAUGAUCGACGAACUACCUGAAAACACUCCAGAUGAAACUGAUGAGAAAGUAUCGCAUAAGAAAAACUCCAAGCAUGCUUCUACAGAGAAAAAGUGGCGCGUUGCACAUAUUUUUAGUAACAAACAUUCUACACAGAAGAAAUAA
Messenger RNA from Rotaria socialis, 2157 nucleotides. NCBI's taxonomy places the organism in Eukaryota, Metazoa, Rotifera, Eurotatoria, Philodinida, Philodinidae. The record is from the annotation of a GenBank genome assembly.